Molecule: messenger RNA, 1347 nt
Organism: Candidula unifasciata
Lineage: Eukaryota; Metazoa; Mollusca; Gastropoda; Stylommatophora; Geomitridae
Source: the annotation of a GenBank genome assembly
AUGAACUGGUAUUUGCAGUGUUGUAUAGUGCUUCUCGUUAACUCCUGCGCCACCCAGGUGGUGGAUAUCAACUCCCUCCAACAUCUGAUAAAGAGACCUGAUGUCCAAGUCACCACACCAUCGCCUGAGGUUGUUUCCGCCAUGGAAGCUUACGGACGACUGAAGGAUGACCUCAUGAACCGCUUGGUUGUCAAGAAAAAGAUACCGCCAUCGAUCAGCAACUCGGACAUAGUCUAUUUAUUUCUAGAACCUCUCCAGCUUAUCUCUGUGGACGAGGUUGAGCAGACGAUCCAUCUUUCUCACAUCAUAGACAUCCGCUGGAUCGACCCCAACAUGAGAUGGAACCCGACACUGUACGGGAACAUCAGUGAAAUUGAGAUUUCUACGUCAUCUGUUUGGACCCCAAGACUAGCGCUUCCUAAAAGUAUUAUGGAUGGGGUGGUCACGUUACCAGAUCAUGUGACUUUAACCUCAAAUGGAAAUUUCAUUAGCUCAUUUUCCGGGUAUAUAAACAGUUUAUGCCAGCUAGACAUGGCCUACUUUCCCUUUGACCAUCACACCUGCACCAUCGUGUUCAUGGGAGAAACCUCCUUCAAGGUUCUCCCAGACAACACACGACGCCAUGUCGAUGUGGCGAUGUUCUUCAAAGAUGGAGGCGAGUGGGAGCUUCAGCCUCGAGGAUGUUUCAGCAAAGACGACGGGAAAACGUACAUAGAAUGCUUCCUCUACAUCAAGAGACGAAGCUCUUUCUAUGUAACUAAUCUGGUCGUCCCAAUGGUAUUCACGUCAGCCAUGACGCUGAUUGUAUUCUGGAUUCCCGCCGAGUCAGGGGAGAAAAUCUCCUUCCUAGUAUCUGUAUUUGUCUCAACUUCUGUUUUCCUGAAUUACAUCGUGGAAACAAUCCCGCGGAGCAUGGGCAGCCUUCCACACAUCAACGCCUUGCUAGUCUUUGUUGUGAUCAAAGUCAUUGCUGCAACUGCAGCUACAACUGUUGUCCUCCGCAGGUAUAACACUUGGCGAUUUCAGUACAACUCCAAAGGCAAGUCUGAAGGUCUCUAUGGUAACCAGAAAGUAAAGAAGAUCCAAGAAGUGAUGAUGGUCCCAGCUGAUCUUUCUCUUGAAUUGUCUAAUGUGUAUUCCAACUCAAGCAGGACGAAGGGUCCAAAGAAAGAGGAUUUGUUGUUGAAAGGGACAGAGAAAGGAGUCUCCAGAUGUUGCAAAAAGUCAUGCCUACGGGAAGUAGUCAUCUGGUGGUGCAGUUUGUCCCACGAUGAACUGGAUACGAUUUUCUUUGGCCUCCUGGCCUGCGUGUCUCUGGUCACUUACUGUGCUCUGCUGUGUGUAUGA